CACGCGCACGCAGUCCAGCGCGAGCAGUAGAAGCGCACGGGCUGGCAGAGCGGUAAAACCAUUCUCACAGGCACACACACACACACACUCACAGGCGGCUGAUAUAAGAACACCUCCAGGUGUACACGAGCCAAACCAUGUCGAACUCCAGGAAAUUUUUCGAGAGCCUGACGGGGGCCGGGAAGUCCAUCGCUGUGCUGACCAGUGGCGGGGAUGCUCAAGGCAUGAAUGCGGCAGUACGAGCUGUAGUCCGGAUGGGAAUCUACGUUGGGGCCAAAGUCUAUUUCAUCCAUGAGGGCUACCAGGGGAUGGUGGACGGAGGAGACAACAUCCAAGAGGCAAACUGGGAGAGUGUGUCCAGCAUGCUGCAAGUGGGUGGCACUGUGAUUGGCAGUGCCCGCUGCGCUGAGUUCCGUGCCCGUGAGGGCCGCCUGCGGGCCGCCUGCCACCUGGUCCAGCGUGGCAUCACCAACCUGUGUGUGAUUGGAGGAGACGGCAGUCUGACCGGGGCCAACCUCUUCAGGGAGGAGUGGAGUGGCCUGCUGCAGGAGCUCGUCCAAUCAGGUCGUAUUGAUGAGAGGUCUGCAGAGUGUAAUUCUGUGCUUCAUAUAGUGGGGAUGGUGGGAUCGAUCGAUAACGACUUCUGUGGGACCGAUAUGACCAUCGGCACCGACUCCGCCCUACACCGCAUCAUAGAGGUGGUGGACGCCAUCAUGACCACCGCCCAGAGUCACCAGAGAACCUUUGUGCUGGAAGUGAUGGGAAGACACUGUGGGUAUCUGGCUCUAGUCAGUGCACUAGCGUGUGGAGCAGACUGGGUGUUUAUUCCUGAGAUGCCCCCCACAGACGGCUGGGAGGAACAGAUGUGUCAGAAACUAUCAGAGAAUCGCGCUGAUAAGAAAAGGCUAAACAUCAUCAUUGUAGCAGAAGGUGCGAUUAACUCAUCCAACAAGCCCAUCUCUGCCGGGUAUAUCAAAGACCUGGUGGUCAGAUGCUUGGGCUUGGACACGAGGGUCACCAUCCUGGGUCACGUUCAGAGAGGAGGAACCCCUUCAGCCUUCGACAGGAUUCUGGCCAGUCGUAUGGGGGUGGAGGCGGUGCUAGCUCUGUUGGAGGCGUGUCCUGGGACUCCGGCGUGUGUCGUGUCGCUGUGUGGAAACCAGGCCGUGAGGCUCCCGCUCAUGGAGUGUGUUCAGAUGACACAGGAAGUGCAGAAGGCCAUGGAUGAGAAGAGAUUUGAUGAUGCUGUGCGACUGCGAGGCAGGAGCUUUGAGAAUAACCUGAACACCUACAAACUGCUGAGUCAUCGCAAGGCUGACGCCGAGCUCCCUCAUGCUGAGGAGAAUGGCGGAGAGCAGGAAGAGGGCCCUCAUGAUGGCCCAUUCACGGUGGCGGUGCUGAACGUUGGCGCCCCGGCGGCGGGCAUGAAUGCAGCGGUUCGCUCGGCUGUCAGAGUGGGCAUCACUGAGGGGCAUCGCAUGAUGGCGGUCCACGACGGCUUUGAGGGCUUCGCCAAAGGACAGAUUAAGGAGAUGGGGUGGGGUGAUGUUGGCGGCUGGACCGGCCAAGGAGGAUCACUACUGGGGACCAAAAGGACUCUGCCAGCGAAGCACAUUGAUAAGAUAGCAGAACAGAUGAGGAUUCACGGCAUCAACGCCCUGCUGGUGAUUGGUGGAUUUGAGGCCUAUCUGGGACUGCAGGAGCUACUAGCAGCGCGGGGGUCACAUGACCCGCUCUGUGUUCCCAUGGUGAUGGUCCCGUCCACCGUGUCCAACAACAUCCCGGGCUCCGACCUUAGCAUCGGGGCCGACACAGCGCUCAACGCUAUCACAGGCACAUGCGACCGCAUCAAGCAGUCUGCGAGCGGGACGAAGAGGCGCGUCUUCAUCAUCGAGACGAUGGGCGGUUACUGUGGUUACCUGGCCAGUGUGGGGGGGCUAGCAGCGGGGGCCGACGCAGCCUACAUCUAUGAGGAGCCGUUCGACAUCAGGGACCUCCAGAGUAACGUGGAGCAUCUGAGGGAGAAGAUGAAGACCACCAUCCAGAGAGGACUAAUCCUCAGGAAUGAGAACUACAAUGACAGGAAUGAGAACAGUAGUGAGAACUACACCACCGACUUCAUCUACCAGCUUUACUCAGAAGAGGGGAAGGGAGUGUUUGACUGCAGGAAGAAUGUCCUGGGACACAUGCAACAGGGUGGAGCUCCCUCUCCGUUUGAUAGAAACUUUGGCACCAAGAUCGCUGCCAAGGCCGUGCAGUGGCUCUCCAAACGCCUCAAGGAUUUCUACAGAGAGGGCCGUGUGUUUGCCAACACUGAUGACUCAGCCUGCCUGCUGGGGAUGAGACGCAGAGCCUUGGUGUUCCAGCCCGUGACACAGCUCAAGGAAGAGACCGACUUUGUCCACCGUAUUCCCAAGGAGCAGUGGUGGCUGAAGCUCCGCCCCCUGAUGAAGAUUCUGGCCAAAUAUAAAACGAGUUAUGACAUCACCGACUCUGGCCAGCUGGAGCACGUGACCCGCCCCCGAGCACGAGACACCGAGAUCGCCAUCACCAUCUGAGAGAGAGAGAGAGAGAGAGAGGGAUGAGAGAGAAGGGAAUGGG
Molecule: messenger RNA, 2601 nt
Organism: Clupea harengus (Atlantic herring)
Lineage: Eukaryota; Metazoa; Chordata; Actinopteri; Clupeiformes; Clupeidae
Product: ATP-dependent 6-phosphofructokinase, platelet type-like
Exons: 24
Coding region: 138-2558 (806 amino acids)
Biological process (GO): canonical glycolysis; fructose 6-phosphate metabolic process; fructose 1,6-bisphosphate metabolic process
Cellular component (GO): membrane; cytoplasm; 6-phosphofructokinase complex
Molecular function (GO): ATP binding; identical protein binding; 6-phosphofructokinase activity
Source: RefSeq, a predicted model, not a curated record